Messenger RNA from Toxotes jaculatrix (banded archerfish), 2954 nucleotides. It is a transcript of the gene bbs1, whose product is annotated as Bardet-Biedl syndrome 1. Gene Ontology annotation, biological process: protein localization to cilium; non-motile cilium assembly. Gene Ontology annotation, cellular component: centrosome; axoneme; BBSome. The transcript is spliced from 7 exons. Bases 335 to 2080 code for a protein of 581 amino acids. The record is from RefSeq and is a predicted model, not a curated record. Lineage: Eukaryota; Metazoa; Chordata; Actinopteri; Toxotidae. Gene Ontology annotation, molecular function: smoothened binding; patched binding.
CCUCAAAAGUUAAUAGAAAGAAAAAAGAGAAGACGAGUGACGUCAUCAGAAGGGGACAGCGGUCGCAGUACAGAGCCGUAACAGGACGAUCAGGACCGAAGCGGAUUUGUGUUCCAGGUGGAUUAGCGGCUCAGAAACUGCAGAGACCUGCAGCUUUAACACUUUAUCUGAAUAAAGUCUGGAUCUAUCAAACCGUCUCCGUCGUGUGUAUCGAAAAGACCUCGCGCUGCUUCACGAUAAAAAGAAGGAGACGCCGCAGUACGUUUCCAUGACAACGGUGAGGGUGUUCCUGUCAGAUGCCCUUGUGUGAAUAAAGUUGCACUGAGCUGUCAUCAUGUCUGAGUUGUGCGGUGAUGGAGGGAAGUGGCUGGACGCUCACUACGACCCAGUGGCAGGCCUGUACACCUUUUCGUCCUGCGUGGACCUGGCAGACCUGAGCGGGGACGGGGAGAACCGGCUGGUGGUGGGGGACCUGGGCUCGGGUUCCACCGGUAUGAAGCUGAAGGUGUACCGUGGCACGGCGCUGAUGAGCGAGAGCACCCUGCUGGACCUGCCUGCUGGCCUCGUCGCUUUCUUCAUGGACCUGCAUGAGCCGCGCAUACCCGCUGUCGCCGUGGCCUCUGGACCCUGCGUCUACGUCUACAAGAACCUGAGACCUUACUUCAAGUUCACCCUGCCUGGCCUGGAGGUCAACUCACUGGAGCAGGACGUGUGGCACCAGGUGAGGGAGGGUCAGAUCGACCCUCUGACCCUGAAGGAGAUGCUGGAGAGCAUCAGGAAGAAGGCCGACGUCCCGCUGUCCGUCCGCUCGCUCACGUUUCUCUCUCUGGAGACCAACGACAUGGACGAGUUUGUCCAGCUGCACAAACAGCAGCCAAUCAGACGGCAGACCGUGAUCACCUGCAUCGGGACUCUGAAAAAGAGCACGGCCGAUGAGGACGGUGUCAGCUGUUUGGUGAUCGGCACAGAGAGCAGCGACGUCUAUGUCCUCGACCCUGAAGCUUUCAUCAUCCUCUCCAAGAUGUCGCUGCCGGCUCCUCCCACCAUGAUGGAUGUGACAGGUCAGUUCGAUGUGGAGUUUCGCAUCACGGUGUCGUGCCGCAACGGAAACAUCUACAUCCUGCGCAGGGAGUCGGACAAACCAAAGUACUGCAUCGAGCUGUCGUCUCACCCGGUGGGUCUGGUGAGAGUCGGGAAGAACGUGGUUGUCGGCUGUGCCGACGAGAGUCUGCAGGGCUUCACGCAGAAGGGGAAGAAGCUGUGGAGAACCAUCCUCCCUGCUCCCAUCACCACUAUGGCUGCCAUGGACCUCCCCACCCGGGGCUUCCAGGCAGUUCUGGUGGGCCUGGCUAACUGUGAGGUCCAGCUGUACCGGGACAAGAACCUGUUGAGCACCAUCAAGACGCCCGACGUGGUCACCGGCAUCUGCUUCGGCCGGUAUGGGCGUGAGGAUGGGACCCUGAUCAUGACCACCAAAGGAGGCGGCCUGAUGGUGAAGAUCCUGAAAAGGACAGCGGUGUUCGAAGACAGGGACAGCGCCCCCGGCCCCCCACUGUCCCAGAGCAUCCGCCUCAACGUGCCCAAGAAGACCAAGCUGUACGUGGACCAGACACUGAGGGAGCGGGAGAACGGCCUCGCCAUGCACCGCGCCUUCCAGAUGGACCUGAGCCGCCUGCGUCUGGCCACCGCCAAAGCCUACGUCAAGGCCCUGGAGUCCAGCCUGACGCCGAUGUCCUCCAGCCUCACCGAGCCGCUGAAGAUGAACGCCGUGGUCCAGGGUCUGGGUCCGUCCUUCAAACUGACCCUGAACAUCCAGAAUACGGCGGCCUGUCGGCCGGUCAUGAACCUGGCCAUCAGCUUCCUGUACGACGAGAGUCUGUACCGGAUGAGGAACCCGUACAUGAGGAUCCCCCUGCUGGUGCCCGGACUCAUCUACCCGGUCGAGACCUUCGUGGAAUGUACCAGCGACAAGGGCAUCUCCGACAUCAUUAAGGUGUUCGUCCUGCAUGAGGGGAAGAGCUCCCCGCUGCUGUCCGCCCACAUCAACAUGCCGGUCAGCGAGGGACUGACACUCAACUGACAACAUGACGCCUCAGCUUCACGUCACAGGGACUGGGUGUUCAGACAAACUUUAACCUCUCACUUCAAUUUAAAACGUGCUCAGGUGACUUUAUGAGAUCUGUGCACAGAAGCAAAGAAAAGAAGAUCGAGUUUUAUAAGAGACUGAAUGAUUUAAAUAUCACAAAAUGUAUUUAGUUUAAAUACUUUGAUUACUAUGGAAAUGAUUGUGUUGGUGUUGAACAUGUUAAAUAAAUAAAAUACCUUCUCUCUUCUUCUUUCCAGUGAAUUUUAAACAUAAAUUCAGAUAUAAAAUUCAAGUUUCCAAUAUUUGAAAAAAUAUGAAAUUAAAGUUGCAAAGAAACAAACGGUUUAAAUCCCGGUUUAUCACAAAUCCAUUUCUGAAACUCUAAACGAGCGGCGGAUGAGUGUUUUCUGUCCUCAGAGAGAAACUUUCCAGUUUUUUUACCUGUACUGUGUCAGAGCUUUGUAGAUGUUUCCAGAUCCUGAGGAUGUUCUGCUGUUUAGAACAGUGAUAGUUUGUUUAAGUUAACACGUUAUUUUACAGGAAAUUUUCCUUUAAAGAAAAGCUGAGUGUGAAGCAGCUGCUACAGAAGCUUCACCUGUACAGGUGUGAUGUGUAAUAAAAAUAAUGUUUCAAAUAAAUCAAUCAAAAUAAAGGGGAAACCGUAUGAACCCGGAGGCAGAGUUUUCAUUUUGACCUCUGACCCCUGGCCCUGUGAGUUCAGAGUUCAGGUACACAGCUGCUGUUUGAACUGAAAAGAAGGAAAACAAAUGUUCCACUGAACACGGGACAUGAGUCAACAAAUACAAACAAAAGAAAUGAAACAUGACUCAGAGUCCGUCUCUGAUUGUAUGUCCUCACCCUGUCCAUA